AUGAUUGGACCUGUUGAUGGGGAAGAGAGCCCCAAAUGCUAUGUUCCGGGCGGCCUACACCCCGUACACCUUGACGACGAGUACCACCACGGUCGAUACCGGGUCCUCCGCAAAUUAGGCCAUGGCCGCUAUUCCACUGUCUGGCUAGUACGUGAUCAAGAGAAGAGCAUCUAUCAAGCACUCAAGAUCCUAAGCGCGGAGUGCUACAGCCCUAGUUCGUCGCAGCAGUUCUUCGAGCUGGCGAUCCUACAGCACCUGAGCAUUGCUCGUCCUUCGCACCCAGGAUUUCACUCUGUAUUGCAGCUCCGCGAUCACUUCGAGUUGACUGGACCAAAUGGCACGCACGUAUGCCUCGUGCUCGAUCCCAUGGGCGAGUCGCUCAGCAGCUUCCCAACCUUUUGGGAUCCAGCCAUUAUACCGCCGCCGAUUGCGAAGCGCUUUACGCGCCAGCUGCUGUGGGCGCUCGACUAUGCGCAUGACGCAGGCGUGGUCCAUACUGACAUCAAGCCAGACAAUAUCAUGGUCCAAAUCAGAGAUAUGUCCAUCAUCGAUCACUACCUCGCUGAGAAUCCCGUGGAACCCAUGUUGCUGAACGACCCGGCCAUAUUGCCCUGCAGUAUCGCAUCACAGGAUCUCGGCAGCUACCAUCUUACAGGCGACGCGUCGGACCUUGACAUCUGUCUAGGUGACUGGGGCGCCGCGAGUUGGUCACACCAGCAUCUGACGCCACUAAUCCAGCCUGUACUCCUGCGCGCUCCCGAGGUAGUUAUCUUCGCGCCCUGGGGGCCACCCGUCGACAUCUGGAAUAUGGGUGCCGCGGUCCUAGAACUGGUGGACGGCGUACACAUGUUCGAUGCGCGCAAUGGACGUACAGGUAUAUAUGAUGUGAAGAAGCAUGUCGAGGAGAUGGUCCGCUUGUUUGGGCCAUUUCCUCGGAGCCUGCUUGACCAAGCACGCCAAGAUAUUGUUGCACGCUGCUUUCAUGAGGAUGGCAGCGUCAUUGACCCUGAGAGGAAGGGGACUGCACAACUUGAGAACUGGGUUCAACAUCUUGACGGUGAGGAGAAGGUGGCGUUUGUUGCAUUCUUAAGGGUGGUGAUGGCCAUUGAUCCCGAGAAGCGGAGGACAGCAGUAGAGCUUAUAGAUGAGCCGUGGCUAUUAGUAUGGCAAUAA
Molecule: messenger RNA, 1173 nt
Organism: Venustampulla echinocandica
Lineage: Eukaryota; Fungi; Ascomycota; Leotiomycetes; Helotiales; Pleuroascaceae
Exons: 3
Coding region: 1-1173 (390 amino acids)
Biological process (GO): protein phosphorylation; regulation of mRNA processing; spliceosomal complex assembly
Molecular function (GO): ATP binding; protein kinase activity
Source: RefSeq, a predicted model, not a curated record